CAUGCCACACUACUACCCUUCCUGCUCUCGUGCGCACACCUACCCUGAUGAUGCAACCUUCACUGGAUAUUAAACCAUUCAUGUCUUUUCCAAUGGACAGCAGUUCUGCUGUUGGGCUCUUUCCAAAUUUUAACACAAUGGAUCCUGUGCAAAAAGCAGUCAUUAACCACACUUUUGGAGUUUCCAUUCCCCCAAAGAAGAAGCAAGUUAUUUCUUGUAAUGUCUGUCAGCUCCGCUUUAACUCAGAUAGCCAGGCCGAGGCCCACUACAAAGGAAGUAAACAUGCCAAGAAGGUCAAAGCACUAGAGGCAACGAAAAAUAAACCCAAAAUGGUUUCUUCCAAGGACAGCGCAAAGGCUAAUCCCAGCUGCUCCAUCACUCCAAUCACAGGCAACAGCUCUGACAAAUCAGAAGAUAAAGGGAAGUUAAAAGUGAACAGUUCCAGUCAGCCAUCCAGCUCCGAAGGUGGCUCCUUUCUCCUCAAAUCUGGCGCAACACUGCUGGCACCUGCAGCCGCCGCUUCUCCCUCCAAGAGCACAAAUGGAGCUCCUGGUACAGUUUCUGAAUCAGAAGAAGAAAAAGCCAAAAAGUUACUUUAUUGUUCACUAUGCAAAGUGGCUGUGAACUCCCUGUCACAGCUAGAAGCACACAACACAGGAUCUAAACACAAGACUAUGGUUGAAGCUCGUAAUGGAGCUGGUCCAAUUAAAUCCUAUCCUAGACCUGGCUCAAGAUUAAAGAUGCAGAAUGGCAGUAAGGGUUCAGGACUACAGAAUAAAACAUUUCAUUGUGAAAUCUGUGAUGUUCAUGUUAACUCAGAAAUUCAACUCAAACAGCACAUUUCUAGCCGAAGGCAUAAGGAUCGAGUUGCAGGGAAACCAUUAAAGCCGAAAUACAGUCCUUACAACAAACUCCAGCGGAGCCCAAGCAUUUUAGCAGCAAAACUUGCAUUCCAGAAGGAUAUGAUCAAGCCUUUGACCCCGGCUUUCCUGUCUUCACCCCUGGCAGCGGCAGCAGCUGUGACCUCCGCGCUAUCACUGCCACCUCGCCCGUCAGCCUCGCUCUUCCAGGCUCCCGCCAUACCUCCAGCGCUCCUGAGACCUGGCCAUGGGCCCAUCCGCGCCACACCUGCCUCCAUUCUUUUUGCUCCAUAUUGAGGGCUGCAAGCCCCCCACGACGUUGAGGCCAGUAGCAAAACAGAGAAGGCAAGCCAAAAGGAUACAGCAGUUGAAGCAAUUCCCACCCAGUCAUAAAAUACAGCAGACUAGAGCCCUGACUCCAAAGAGUAACAAAUCAUUAGUUCAAGAGUGCUUUCAGAGUCCGCUCCCGUAAUGCAGGAAUCUGAGCAGCAAGGCUUUAUCUCCCUCGCCCGCCCCCCUCGCCCCCCCCCCAUCAAUUUGUGCAUCUGAGAUACUUGGUUUCUUGCAAAUGUAUUGGUCAGAAAAUAUAUAGUUAUCAUUCUCUGACUAUUUUUCCAUGGGUGUGAUUCGGCUUAGAAACAAUAUGGAAUGUUUUUCCUGACAGACUUGAACACUAGGGUCUUCCUCACACGUCUGUAAAUAACUUUGGAAUCCAAGUGGGCACAUUCAAGUGUGGAACAACAAUAGAUGAACGCAAGUGCUUACUUGUGGCUACCAUCUUCCCGACGAUCGCAACGUCUUCUUUUUGGUGUAUUUUGUUGACAGGGAUUGUGUACUGUUUUAGACCUAAGUACUGUUGUAUCCUGUGUAGUUCUAGAUCUGUAUCUCUUGUCUGAAUUAAACAUUUUUUAGUUGCUGUGUAAAUGUUAGGAAGCAAAGUAGCUUUGAAUUUUCUCUUUAAGAGAACAAAAGAUAAAGUAAUGUGUUUUCUUUAUUUUACAUUUUAUUUAGUGAUAUUUAAACAAAAUAGAAAGCCAUAUAACAUAGCUAUAAUUACUGUUUGCUAUUUUUGUUUAACUUAUUUGGUAGCUUCCUCACUGGUUUGAGUUGCUAAGCACAUGUAUACACACAGAAAAAGAGCUUCCUAAAUUGCACAUUAUUGCACCUCUAGUGCAUUCUGCAAGAAGACAAUGAAUCUAUGUAUUUCUACGUAAUUAUCUUCUUCAUUUUUAACCUGUUUUCAUUUGUAAUGAUGCUACAUAAUUUUGUGGCUCCCUGAUGCAAUAAUGUACAGAAGAUAAAAAAUUUAUAAUUGAACACUCUGUCUUUCUGUUCACUGAAUAUGUUGCAGGUCAUGCUCCCAUGCCCCCCUUUCUCAACUGAUAUCAUCAAGACUGGAAUGUUUGUGAUAUCAGGGGCAAGAGGUAUCAUAAAAUGACAAAAUAGAGUGAGUUCUCUUAGAGCAUCUAUAUCUGCAAUCUGUAAAUGGUAAAAUGUCUGUGUAUUUUUUUAAAUGUACCUUUUCAAUAAAAGU
This is a messenger RNA of Condylura cristata (star-nosed mole), 2394 nucleotides long. It is a transcript of the gene ZNF385B, whose product is annotated as zinc finger protein 385B. Gene Ontology annotation, cellular component: nucleus. The transcript is spliced from 7 exons. The record is from RefSeq and is a predicted model, not a curated record. Lineage: Eukaryota; Metazoa; Chordata; Mammalia; Eulipotyphla; Talpidae. The coding region runs from base 48 to 1157 and encodes 369 amino acids. Gene Ontology annotation, molecular function: zinc ion binding; nucleic acid binding.